UAACCAUGUAUGCUGAUGAUACAAAAAUAUGGCGUAGAAUCACGUCCCAGGAUGACCAUUGGCUGCUCCAGCGGGAUAUUAACAGUCUUCAAAAUUGGGCUCAUCAUAAUAAGAUGGUGUUUCACCCUUCAAAAAGUCACGUUCUUUCUAUUACCCGAGCAUAUUCUAUGAAUCGUAGUGUUAAUUUUGUGUACUCAAUGAAUGAAACGGCUAUCGAAUACACAGACAUUGAAAAAGAUCUUGGAGUACAUAUCAAUAGUAAGUUAGAUUGGUCACAUCACUGUGAUAUGAUAUACUCUAAGGCUAGUCAGAGGUUAGGCCUUCUAAAAAGAACAUGUUACUUCACCAAGAACACUAAAAAACGUCGGGCCUUCUAUCUAUCUCAGGUUAGAAGUCAUUUCGAACACUGCACAAUUGUCUGGCGGCCUCAUUCAGAAACCUCGGUGGAGAAACUUGAAUCGAUACAAAAAAGAGGUAUCAAGUGGAUCCUUAAUGAUAUUUACUCGAGCCUUAGGGACAAAAAAAGGUAUUUCAUAGCGUGUAAGGAACUAAAUAUCCUUCCACUCUCGGUAAGGUUUGAUUACAAGGAUAUAUUAUAUUUUCAUAAUAUUUUUUAUGACAUGUCAGUUGUGACAUUUCCACCUUACUUACGACGUUUCAUGGGAAGUAGGUUAAGGCGAUCACAUCUAGACGAUCUCAGUAUGAUUAGUGACAUUUCUCCUCAAGUUCCACAAAACCUUACGUCAAGCCAGACCAGAUGUUCAGGCAUAUCUAAGUCUUACUUUUACAGAGCACACAUUCUUUGGAAUAAACUCCCUUAUGAAUUAAGGGAAAUCUCAAGGCCAUCCGUGUUUAAAACCCAUUUAAUUAAGUACCUCUGGACAGUUCUAAACGACCAUAUAACAUCCUCUGACAGUUAAACAAUUUACCUUAAUGUAACUAUAUUGUCUAAAUAUA
Molecule: messenger RNA, 957 nt
Organism: Bolinopsis microptera
Lineage: Eukaryota; Metazoa; Ctenophora; Tentaculata; Lobata; Bolinopsidae
Exons: 1
Coding region: 6-920 (304 amino acids)
Source: RefSeq, a predicted model, not a curated record